UGGCAACCCCCUCCAGUAUUCUUGCCUGGGAAACCCCAUGGACAGAGGAGUCUGGAUGGCUGGCUGACAUUCUGGGAUGUGGCCAUAGACUUCACUCAGGAGGAAUGGGAAACCCUGGACCUCGGUCAGCGGGAAUUGUACACGGAUGUGAUGUUAGAGAACUACGGGAACCUGGCCUCCUUGGGGCUUGUCUCUAAGCUGGACCUGGUCGCCUUGCUGGAGCAAUUGAAGUAUCCCAGGAAUAUAAGGAGAAUGGAGACAACAGCCAUUUACCCAGCCUUGUCUCCACAAGACACCCAGGAUUUGAUGCCGAAGAAUCCAGCAUUAGAAGAUGUGUUCCCAAAAGCAAACCUAGGAAUAUAUCACAUAUUUCACCUCAGAAACUUAAAUUUAAGGAAAGUCUGGGAAUGUACAUGGACAAUUCUGAACAUAGGCUUCGACUAA
Molecule: messenger RNA, 444 nt
Organism: Dama dama (fallow deer)
Lineage: Eukaryota; Metazoa; Chordata; Mammalia; Artiodactyla; Cervidae
Product: KRAB domain-containing protein 5-like
Exons: 5
Biological process (GO): regulation of DNA-templated transcription
Source: RefSeq, a predicted model, not a curated record